Messenger RNA from Bombyx mori (domestic silkworm), 4790 nucleotides. Its product is annotated as metabotropic glutamate receptor 2. Gene Ontology annotation, molecular function: adenylate cyclase inhibiting G protein-coupled glutamate receptor activity. The transcript is spliced from 15 exons. Bases 214 to 3018 code for a protein of 934 amino acids. Lineage: Eukaryota; Metazoa; Arthropoda; Insecta; Lepidoptera; Bombycidae. Gene Ontology annotation, cellular component: plasma membrane. Gene Ontology annotation, biological process: G protein-coupled receptor signaling pathway. The record is from RefSeq and is a predicted model, not a curated record.
CGCGGUGCACACAGCUCAGCCCCCUCCCUCAUCCCUAGUAGCUUGCGGAAAUCUAAGCCCGAAAACUUUACGGGAUAAUUUUUUUAAUGCGUAUUUUUCCUGAGAGUGCCAUUCGUGAAUUGUUAUCUUGUGAAACAACGAAAGAUAAAAUGACUACACGUCCAACAGAAUGGACCAAACAUUUGCACGAAACGGCAUGAAAGAGCCGCUAACAUGUUACCCGGCUGCAAGUUUGCUUUACCGCUAUUCAUCAUCAUUCUGCAACAUUCAGAGAUGAAACACUUCGGAUAUAGUCAGCACUAUGCUCCAACACUUGAUGAGUCCGAAUUUCACAGUAGAACAUCGAGGCAUCACCUUAGACACAAACAUAAGCAUAACCCAGAAAUCUUGGACCAAACUUUUGUUGCUGACAUACCAAUAUUUGCGAAUCUAAAAGGAGUGGGUUUUAUCGACAGAGAGUUCAAUGAACCGGUAUUUAAGAAUGGUAAGGACUGGUUGAACAUGUCUAGCGACCAGGUUGGAGAGAUGAAGGACAAGAAACACCAACAUUGGCCAAUUAAAAGAGAAGCAGUUAUUGAAGGAGAUUUGGUACUGGGUGGUUUGAUGAUGGUGCACGAAAGAUCUGAUAAUAUGACCUGUGGUCCUGUGAUGCCGCAAGGAGGAGUACAGGCUUUGGAAACUAUGCUAUACACGUUAGAUAUCAUUAAUAAUAAGCAGGAGCUAAUACCAGGCGUGGUGCUUGGAGCGCAUAUCUUAGAUGACUGUGAUAAGGACACGUAUGGAUUAGAAAUGGCCGUAGACUUUAUCAAAGGUUCAAUAAGCAACAUCGAUGAUGCAGAGUACGCUUGUAAUGCGACCGCUGUGCGUAAAGUCAUCUCAGGAGUGGUAGGUGCAGCAUCCAGUGUGACGUCGGUGCAAGUCGCGAAUCUGCUGAGACUGUUCAAAAUACCGCAGGUUUCUUUCUUUUCCACAUCACCGGAGCUGUCCAACAAAGCCCGUUUCGAGUACUUCACUAGGACAAUACCUUCAGACCUUCACCAAGUGCGAGCGAUGGUGGAAAUCGUGAAGAAACUUGGCUGGAGCUACGUGUCUAUUAUUUACGAGGAGUCCAGUUACGGUAUUAAGGCAUUCGAAGAACUUGAAGCGCUUCUGGCUAGAAAUGGCAUCUGCAUAGCUGUCAAAGAGAAGCUGGUAAAGGACUCUGGAGUUGCUGACGAGAAGGCAUAUGACACGAUUGUCCAGAAAUUGCUGACUAAGCCCCGGGCUAGAGGUGCAAUAAUCUUCGGUUCUGAUCAAGAAGUGGCUGGUGUAAUGAGAGCGGUGAUACGUGGCAAUGCCACAAGCUCCUUCAGCUGGGUGGGGUCUGACGGCUGGAGCGCGCGGUCUCUGGUGUCCGAAGGCAACGAGCAGGCAGUCGAAGGGACCAUCAGCGUCCAGCCGCAAGCGAAUGAUGUGAGGGGCUUUAAAGAGUACUUUUUGAACCUGAAUGUGAAGAACAAUAAGAGGAACCCUUGGUUUGUUGAAUUCUGGGAAGACCACUUCCAGUGCCGCUACCCAGGUAGUCCCAGAACUCCGUACAAUGGGCAGUAUUCCAAGACCUGCUCUGGACUUGAACGCCUUACCACCGAGAACACUGAGUUUGAGAGGCAAUUGCAGUUCGUUUCUGAUGCUGUGAUGGCCUUCGCUUAUGCUAUACAUGACAUGCACGACGCGGUGUGCGGGGGAAGACCAGGGUUGUGCGACGCAAUGCGGCCGGCGAGUGGCGCUGAUUUACUGCGCUACCUAAGGAAAGUCAACUUUACUGGUGUGAGCGGUGACGAGUUCCACUUCGACAGCAAUGGCGACGGUCCAGCCAGGUAUAACAUCCUGCACUUCAAGCAAGUCUCACGAGGAACAUACAGCUGGGUUAACGUUGGCCAGUACUUGGAUGGAGAACUUCAACUACAUAUCAAGGACAUUCAGUUCAAGUGGGGAGAAAGACAUCCACCGGAGUCAGUGUGCAGCGCGGAGUGCGAACUCGGACAAGCCAAGCAGUACGUGGAGGGCGAGAGUUGCUGCUGGCACUGCUUCAACUGCACUCAGUACGAGAUCCGGUCUCCGUACGUGGAGACAGCAUGUAUGGUGUGUCCGCGCGGUACGUUACCGGAUCUAACCAGGACGCAAUGUCGACCGAUCCCUGAAGCGUACUUAAGACCUGACUCCGCGUGGGCGAUCGGCGCUAUGUCGUUCUCAUCUGUCGGAAUAUUACUGACUGCAUUUGUCUGCGGAGUGUGGGUUAGACACAGUUCGACUCCAGUAGUGCGUGCGAGCGGGAGGGAGCUAUCCUACGUCCUGCUCGCCGGUAUCCUCAUGUGCUAUCUCGUUACAUUCGCCCUGGUGUUCAGGCCCACGGACAUACUUUGCUCUAUUCAAAGAUUCGGCACCGGUUUCUGCUUUACGGUCAUCUACGCCGCUCUUCUCACCAAGACAAACAGGAUCUCCAGGAUAUUCAAUGCCAGUAAACAUUCAGCAAAAAGACCUAUCCUCAUAUCUCCAACUUCCCAACUAGCUAUAUGCGCUGGACUUGUGUCCAUUCAGGUACUUAUAGUGGUAGUCUGGAUGAUAGUGGCCCCAGCCAGAGCGAUGUUCCACUACCCGACCAGAGAAGACAACAUGCUAGUUUGCGACUCCUACGUAGAUGCUUCAUACAUGAUAGCGUUUUUCUAUCCCAUCGUACUAAUUCUCAUCUGUACUGUCUACGCCGUUCUCACCAGGAAGAUACCGGAGGCUUUCAACGAGAGCAAGCACAUUGCCAACGGCCAACCCCUAACACCGACACCGUCCGCCCGAAGCUGGAAUAACCUCUUACGGCCUGGCCACGGGGAUCGGCGGUGCGAACAGCGAAGCGGUGGACGAGGCGACCAUUCGCGCAGCACCGUUUGCAGGCCACGGGUACUCACGUUCGCCGCCGCGACUAGUAAGGAUGUCCGACAGCGAAAUGUCUAUAUCGAAAUUAUCUCGAUAUUGCUUACAAAUUAAUAGCUUUUUGGUUCAGGACCUAUUAUUUGGAAAAUAUUGUGAAGUACAUGAUUUGAAUAAGAAUCGGAGUAUACCUAAAGAUGGAGAAUUCCACAAGAAGUACGAGAAAUACUUUGGGUGGCUAGACUUCCAAAUAGCUGGUCUAGCUAGUAUUUCAGCUAUUUUUUUUUUAUUGCUUAGAUGGGUGGACGAGCUCACAGCCCACCUUGUGUUAAGUGGUUACUGGAGCCCAUAGACAUCCACAACGUAAAUGCGCCACCCACCUUGAGAUAUAAGUUCUAAGGUCUCAAGUAUAGUUAUAAUGGCUGCCUCACCCUUCAAACCGAAACGCAUUACUACUUCACGGCAGAAAUAGGCAGGGUGGUAGUACCCACCCGUGUGGACUCACAAGAGGUCCUACCACCAGUAAUUACGCAAAUUAUAAUUUUGAGGAUUUCAUUUUUAUUACACGAUGUUAUUCCUUCACCGUGGAAAUCAAUCGUGAACAUUUGUUGAAUACGUAUUUCAUUACAAAAAUUGGUACCCGCCUGAUAUUCGAACACCGGUGCAUCGCUCAACACGAUUGCACUGGACGUCCGUUAGGCCACGACGACUUUAAAAAUAAAAAAUAAAAAAUAAAUAAAAAAAUAAAAAAAUUUCGGCGUUAAUUUUUCGCGGCGAAAACAACUAAACUCAUUUAAUCACUGUACUAUUCGCCGCGACUACCGCUCGACUCCGUGGCUCGCGCCGUCCGUAUUCAUGCAUUUGUUUUGCUCGCCCGCCGCAUCGCGCGAUUCGCUCGGUACAUUUCGCCGGUCGCUUCGCCGGUCGCCGGUGCGCGUGGCUUGUUAGGUACAUUUCUAUGCGCUUGUUUUAGUCGCUAGACGCUUCGCCGUUCGCACCGCGCGAAUAUUCGUAUCGGCGAAUGUCCCGUGGCCAGGCUGUUAGGCUACCAGCCAAUAGGUAGGGAAAUUCAUUCGCUACGAAUGUUAAGAAGUUAAUUCUGUGUAGUCAUCCUGGCCUAAAGGAUAAGACGUCCGGUGCAUUCGUGUUGAAUCGAUGCACCUGUGUUCGAAUCCCGUAGGCGGGUACUAAUUUUUCUAAUGAAAUACGUACUUAACAAAUGUUCACGAUUGACUUCCACGGUGAAGGAAUAACAUCGUGUAAUUUAUUACACGAUGUCACGAUUAUCAAACCCGCAAAAUUAUAAUUUGCGUAAUUACUGGCGGUAGGACCACUUGUGAGUCCGCGCGGGUAGGUACCACCGCCCUGCCUAUUUCUGCCGUGAAGCAGUAAUGCGUUUCGGUUGGAAGGGUGGGGCAGCCGCUGUAACUAUACUGAGACUAGAACUUGUAUCUCAAGGUGAGUGGGGCGUCUACGUUGUAGAUGUCUACGGGCUCCAGUAACCACUUAACACCAGGUGGGCUGUGAACUCGUCCACCCAUAUAAGCAAUAAAAAAAAACUUUUUUUUAUGUUCUUUUCAAUUAUUAUUUUUAUGUCGUACUGUUAACUUUUCAAUUUAACUUAUUUUUCCGCUGUUUGUAAAAUAGCUGUAACAUGUCAUAGUGUGUCAUAAGAGACUGCUGUUCAUGUCUGUAACUGGCUUACAUACCAGGACUUAAUAUUAUACUUUUCAAUUUUAAACUUGAAUGUUUUGUGUGUAUUGCUGUUGGUGUAUCUAAAUAAAUAAUUACCGAACUGCAAAGUAGCAUUCGCGGCAAAAAUAAACGGAAUUAGAAUAACCAUAUUGGUUUACAAUAUUAUUCUAAAAUAAAUAACGAAAUUUAAUCAA